UGUGUAUUGAUACGUACAUAAUUUAAGAGAAAAGUAUAAUCGAAAAUAAAAAAAGAAAGAAAAAGGAAAAGGGGGGCAUAGUCGAAACGUGGGCAUUUGGAAUAGAGAUAAAUACCAUCUGCUUUAUCCAUUGAAUUCAAUUCCCAUAAAUACAAAGUUUAUCCAUUUACCUCGAUCUUUGAACAAAAUUUCCCAUCUUUAACAUCCAUCACGUUAUCAAUUCAACUUGGAAUUCUCGGAAAUUUUGUGAAAAAUGAUGGGGCCGCAACAACAGCAGGAUCACCACACCAGGGUUUUCUACGAGCUUUCAGCUCUAGUUUUGAAUAUUAUACGGUCGCCGCCGACCUCCGUCGAUCACUCUCCGGCUCAGCGGCGGAGGUGGGAUGGCCUCUCGUUCCAGAACAUGACGCCCGCGGGAUUCGCGUCCCUGCUCCUUGGGAUCUCUCUCUCGCUCAUGCUGUGUGGAUCCGUCACGUUUUUCCUUGGUUUUUUGUUGAUGCCUUGGGUUCUUGGAUUGGUUGUAUUCUUGUAUUUUGUGGGGAUUGUUUCCAGCAUUUCCAUGAUUGGGAGAACCAUUCUCUGUCAUAAUCCCUCGCCUCCUUCGCCCAGGAAGGAUAUUCCUUCGUGGAAGGUGUUGUGAUAGGUCGCUGGUAAACAUGGCGCAGCAUUAUCGUUGUUUGAUCGUUGCUGUGCUUGCCUUGCCGUGUACCAUUCAUAUCUACGACUCCGGUUGUGGGACUGUGGAUACAUCUCUUUUAAGGAUACUUUUGUUGAUUCGAAAUAGCAUCUCUAUGAAGUUGAAGGGAAACUCUUUUCAUCAUCUGAAGAUGAUACAUUCAUUUUAGCUGUUUUUUCUGGUUAGGUGGAAACAGGCCCUAUCUAUUUAUUUCGCCAUAUGUUAUAUUUCUUGAAAGGGAUUGAUUUUUUGAGCUUGUUAUGUGUAUAUUAUUAUAGACUGUAUAAUGAUUCUUCUCUCUUACAAAUGGAUUCUGUUUUACUGAUUUUGGUUAAAUUAAUCCAUCUCUGGAGAGAUCCUUUCUUUCU
Molecule: messenger RNA, 1044 nt
Organism: Salvia miltiorrhiza (redroot sage)
Lineage: Eukaryota; Viridiplantae; Streptophyta; Magnoliopsida; Lamiales; Lamiaceae
Exons: 2
Coding region: 254-640 (128 amino acids)
Source: RefSeq, a predicted model, not a curated record